This is a messenger RNA of Rhinolophus ferrumequinum (greater horseshoe bat), 2903 nucleotides long. RefSeq names its product protein tyrosine phosphatase non-receptor type 5 (gene PTPN5). The coding region runs from base 237 to 1856 and encodes 539 amino acids. Gene Ontology annotation, biological process: protein dephosphorylation. Gene Ontology annotation, molecular function: protein tyrosine phosphatase activity. Lineage: Eukaryota; Metazoa; Chordata; Mammalia; Chiroptera; Rhinolophidae. The record is from RefSeq and is a predicted model, not a curated record. The transcript has 14 exons.
ACCCACGGACGGACGCCCCCGCACACGCAGACGCAUAGAGCUUAGCGAGGCCCUGUCACACACACACACACACUCGCGCAGACACUCACAGGGACACACGCAGACACACGCACACUCGCUUGCACAACCUCCCGCCGGCCUGCCUGCCUGCCCGCUCGCCGGCGCCCGGAGCCCGCUCUGGCCGGAGGGAGAGAGAGAAUCACGCUGCUGAUGACUCCGAGGGAGGGGCCCUGGACAUGUGCUGCAGUGAGAGGCUGCCGGGUCUCCCCCAGCCGGUAGUGAUGGAGGCGCUGGACCAGGCGGAAGGGCUCGCGGACUCGCAGAGAGAGAUGCCACUGCCCCCACCUCCCUCACCGCCCUCAGAGCCAACUCAGAAGCCAACCCCUCAAGGCACCAGGAGCCAUUCCCUCACUGUCAGGAGCGGCCUGUGCCUACUCGCUGCCUCCCAGUUCCUGCUUGCCUGCGGGGUGCUCUGGCUCAGCGGCUAUGGCCCCAUCUGGUCACGGAACGCCACAGACCUCUUCUCCUCCUUGCUCACGCUCCUGGAGCAGCUAGGACCCUCGGCCUGGCUGGGCAUUGGGACCUGGGAAGUUUUCAGUCUGCUGCUGGUCUCUCUGUCUGUGCUGCUCAUUACCGCCCUGGUGUGGCACCUCCUGAGGGCUCCCCCAGAGCCACCCACCCCACUGCCCCCCGAGGACAGGCGCCAGUCGGUGAGCCGCCAGCCCUCCUUCACCUACUCAGAGUGGAUGGAGGAGAAGGUCGAGGAUGACUUCCUGGACCUGGACAUGGUCCCCGAGACUCCUGUGUUUGACUGCGUGAUGGACAUCAAGCCUGAGGCCGACCCCACCUCACUGACCGUCAAGUCCAUGGGUCUGCAGGAGAGGAGGGGCUCCAAUGUCUCCCUGACCUUGGACAUGUGCACACCAGGCUGCAACGAAGAGGGCUUUGGGUAUCUCAUGUCACCACGGGAAGAGUCUUCCCACGAGUACCUGCUCAGCGCCUCCCGCAUCCUCCAGGCCAAGGAGCUUCACGAAAAGGCCCUGGACCCCUUCCUGCUACAGGCAGAAUUUUUCGAAAUCCCCAUGAACUUUGUGGAUCCAAAAGAGUAUGACAUCCCUGGGCUCGUGCGGAAGAACCGGUACAGGACUAUCCUGCCCAACCCUCACAGCAGAGUGUGUCUGAGCUCACCAGACCCUGACGACCCGCUGAGUUCCUACAUCAACGCCAACUACAUCCGGGGCUACGGUGGGGAGGAGAAGGUGUACAUUGCCACUCAGGGACCCAUCGUCAGCACGGUCGGCGACUUCUGGCGCAUGGUAUGGCAGGAGCACACGCCGAUCAUUGUCAUGAUCACCAACAUUGAAGAGAUGAACGAGAAGUGCACCGAGUAUUGGCCAGAGGAGCAGGUGGUGUAUGAUGGCGUCGAGAUCACCGUGCGGAAAGUCAUUCACACUGAGGAUUACCGGCUGCGACUCAUCUCUCUCAGGAGCGGGACGGAAGAGCGAGGCCUGAAGCAUUACUGGUUCACGUCCUGGCCCGACCAGAAGACCCCAGACCGGGCCCCCCCACUCCUUCACCUGGUGCAGGAGGUGGAGGAGGCCGCCCAGCAGGAGGGGCCCCACUGCGCCCCCAUCAUCGUCCACUGCAGCGCAGGGAUUGGGAGGACUGGCUGCUUCAUUGCCACCAGCAUCUGCUGCCAGCAGCUACGGCAGGAGGGCGUGGUGGACAUCCUGAAGACCACGUGCCAGCUCCGUCAGGACAGGGGCGGCAUGAUCCAGACGUGCGAGCAGUACCAGUUUGUGCACCAUGUCAUGAGCCUGUAUGAGAAGCAGCUGUCCCGUCAGCCCCCGGAGUGACUCCAUUCCUCCUCGGAGGUCCUCUGGGCACCACCCAGCCUGCGUCUCGGCCCUCCCCCCAGCCGCCCCUAGGGCCCUGCCUUGGGUCCUGGCCUGCUCCCUGCCCUGCCUCUCCUGCUUCCUUCAGCCUGGCCCCUUUCCCCCAACAUAGCUCUUCCUACUGUAUAUAUUGGGGAAUGGGGUGGGGUGGGGGAGGGAUGGGCCAGGCCAGGCCUGGGGCCCCAGGCCAGGCCUGACCCACACCACACAGACCUGGGGCCUCAGUUUUUAACAAUGGUUUCAUUGCUACUUAAUCCAAAAUGUUUGUGCCGCACUCCAAGUGUUCUGCCACGGCGUAUUCUGUCUGUCCAUCCAUCUCUGCUGUCUAUACCGGACACUGUGUCUCCUCAGCCCGGGAAACGGGUAAUGAGCUCCAGCCCCUAAGUAGCCCAGGCAGAGGAGCCUGACUCGGGCGCCCACCCCACUUCUCCCAACAGGCAGAUUACAUUUUGCCCCCAGUUACUGGGACAAGGGUGGGGAGAGGGGCCUGAGGUCCUGGGGGUCAGGCAUGGUGAGCUUUUGAGAGCGGAGAGAGAUCGCAGCUGGGAGAGAGGAGUAUUGCAGCCUGGACGGCCCCUGGGUGUCAGAUGCUCCCAGGAGGCAGUGACCAGCCUGUGAGGCAUUGGGAGGGAAGGGGACACAUGGGGGCUGGGAACCCAGAGGACCUGGGCCCUGGUGGGGGCGGAAUGGAGAGGUGUAGCUCCGAGGAUGGGGUAGGAACUCGGCCCCAGAUCUGUGUGAAACAUUUUUCUGUGUUACUGUGGGAAAGCCUUCCCAGAAGUCUUGCUGCGUGUAGCUCUGCGUGUGUUCCUGUGUCCAUGCGUGUGUUGAGAGCCCAUCUGCAGGGCAUGCAUGACUCUUUGGCAACAUGUGUUAUCUUGGAGCCACGUGUUUUUAUUGCUGACUUUAAAUAUUUAUUCCACGGCAGACAGAGACACUUGGUGUCUUUUUAUAAUUUGCUCGUGGUCAUUGAAUAGAGCAAUAAAUGGAGCAUUUUGAGCAAAACUA